CUCUACUACGAGCUCGCUGAACCGACGAACCUGUCCGAGAUCUCCUGCCGCAUCCUGUUCGCCAGUCUCGGUGUCCCCACCUACGUCUCCUGCAUUCUCAUGCUACUCAUUGCAAUUGAUCGUUACCGCAGUAUACUCUAUCCCCUGAGAAAAAGAAUAUCCUCCGGAUUUGCGAUUUUUCUUCUCUUGGCAAGCGUACUGUUCAGUAUGGUUGCUGCCUCGCCAGUUGCCUAUUUCACGAGUGUACAGAAGGUUUUACUAAAAUUGGAUUCCAGUGAGGAGGACUCUAUCGUCGACGAAACAGUCAGUCAGUCUACAUCGUCUGAGGCUGAAGGUCUCGAUAUUCCUGUAAAGCAUUUUGCCGAAUAA
This is a messenger RNA of Dibothriocephalus latus, 369 nucleotides long. NCBI's taxonomy places the organism in Eukaryota, Metazoa, Platyhelminthes, Cestoda, Diphyllobothriidea, Diphyllobothriidae. The record is from the annotation of a GenBank genome assembly.